AUGUAUCGUCAAGGCGAGAAGAACUCUUCAAAUCUUGGGGGGAAGCAACGACAUCAAGAAUGCGGAUUUGGUAGGAAAAUUCUAACAACGGAUAAAGAGGGCAGAGAUACAUUCGAAUACUGCUCUGUCGGCAAUGAUAAGCCAGCUUCGUUAUUUGAUCAUACUGUCGUAAUCUUGAAACUACGACCGACCAGCUUUGUUAGACCAAAUUGUCUACGAAAUGCACCCGCCUUCGAUGAUGUGGAGAGCUUUCUGGCUGAAUAUCAAUUCAUUACUGUCACCAAGAUGGCUCAGCAACUUACCUCUGUGACAGCGUUGUCCCGUGGUGAGGAACCAUGGCCGAUGGCCAACUAUAUAGAUUGUGAAUUUUUGAAGCCUUUCUUCCUAGAAUUUGGAAGUUAA
Botrytis fragariae is the source of this 402-nucleotide messenger RNA. RefSeq lists its product as uncharacterized. The record is from RefSeq and is a predicted model, not a curated record. The coding region runs from base 1 to 402 and encodes 133 amino acids. The transcript has 3 exons. Lineage: Eukaryota; Fungi; Ascomycota; Leotiomycetes; Helotiales; Sclerotiniaceae.